Prunus armeniaca (apricot) is the source of this 255-nucleotide messenger RNA. The record is from the annotation of a GenBank genome assembly. Lineage: Eukaryota; Viridiplantae; Streptophyta; Magnoliopsida; Rosales; Rosaceae.
AUGGGCGUGGAAAGAAUGAAGGUCAUUGGCGACUCAAAUCUGGUGCUAAGUCAAUUGCAAGGGAACUUUACUGUAAAAGAGGCAACUUUGGCCCCAUAUCGUACAGCUGCCGAAACGCUUAUUAAUUCCUUCAAGCAAAUCGUGCUGGAGCAUAUUCCGGGGAUCACCAAUAGGUAUGUUGACGCUUUGGCUACAUUGGGGUCAAAGCUUUCGUUUGUCGAAGAGCAGCCUAAUAUCACCAUAAUAAAGACAUGA